AAAAAUAAAAUGAAGCAUUAGUAUUGAAUUACAUUAAAAUAUGUGUUUAUUAUGGUCUGCUAGUGCGAACAAUGUGGCGAAUGCAUUCUUUUUAACUUUAUUUUUGUUGGAUAAUAAAUAAAUGAAUCAAAAAUCGCAGUUUUAAAGGUAGGGACGAGUAGUCAUCCAGACCUAGGCUAUAUAAAUUAGAAGCAGUGGAGAGAAAGGAGAAAGGUAACUCCAAACAAAAAUUAGGUCUCAUCUUCAUUAAAACUGGAUCUACUAAGAUGGCUUAUCUUUAUCGUCUGCUUCUUGUCUCCGCUCUUCUACUCCUCUCUCUGGCUCUCGUAUCAACCCACGUUGAAACCGGACAACAAUCCUCUCUGGUGGUGAAAGGCGGUAACAGUAACAGGAGGCUUUUAAGCUAUGUUGAUUGUGGACAGCUGUGCAAGGCGAGGUGCAGGUUGCACUCGAGGCCCAAUUUGUGCAACAGAGCAUGUGGGACCUGCUGCCUCAGGUGCAAGUGCGUGCCACCUGGCACUUACGGCAACCGCGAGAUUUGUGGGACUUGCUACACUGAUAUGACCACUCAUGCCAACAAGACCAAGUGCCCUUAACUUUCUCUUUCUCCUCUUUCAAUACCAUAUCACCUUGUUUUUCACCUAUCUUGCUUGCUUCCCUUCAUUUUACGCUUUCUACCUAAUUUUCGUUUCAUUCAACUCUAUAAUAUAGCUAGUGUUGCUUGGUUUUGCAUAUAUGGAAAUUUAAACUAUCUUUUCUUCAGGAAA
Messenger RNA from Salvia miltiorrhiza (redroot sage), 767 nucleotides. RefSeq names its product snakin-2-like. The transcript has 3 exons. Bases 267 to 596 code for a protein of 109 amino acids. NCBI's taxonomy places the organism in Eukaryota, Viridiplantae, Streptophyta, Magnoliopsida, Lamiales, Lamiaceae. The record is from RefSeq and is a predicted model, not a curated record.